AUGAGGGCGGCCCGGGCCGGGCCCGCGGCGCUGCGGCGGCUCCGCUCGGCCGGGGGGACCGCGGGGAUCCAGGGCACGGCGGGCACCCCGAGGCCGAGCAGCAGCAGGAGGAGGAGGAGGAGGAAGAGCCUCGCCAUCGCCUAUGAAGAGGGACAGGGCGAUGGGGCCGAGCCCCGGGGAGAGCGCUGGGAGCCGCCGGCCUGGCGGGAGCAGCUGGAGCGCAUCCGGGAGAUGAGGAGCAGCAGGGAUGCUCCCGUGGAUGAGAUGGGAGUGCACAAGUGCUACGACAUCAGCGCACCUCCGCAGGUGAUGCGCUACCAGGUGCUGCUGGCCCUGAUGCUGUCCAGCCAGACCAAGGACCAGGUGACGAGCGCUGCCAUGCUGCGCCUGCGCCAGCGCGGCCUCACCGUGGACAGCGUGCUGCAGAUGGAUGAUGAGAGCCUGGGACAGAUCAUUUAUCCCGUGGGAUUCUGGAGGAACAAGGUGAAGUACAUCAAGCAGACCACAGCCAUCCUGAAGCAGAAGUACGGGGGUGACAUCCCCAGCACUGUGGAGGAGCUGGUGCAGCUGCCAGGAGUGGGGCCCAAAAUGGCCCAUUUGGCCAUGCACAUUGCCUGGGACAGCGUGGCUGGGAUAGCUGUGGACACCCACGUGCACAGGAUCUCAAACAGGCUCAAGUGGGUGAAGAAGGAGACCAAGUACCCUGAGGAGACUCGGGUGGCUCUGGAGGAGUGGCUGCCCAGGGACCUCUGGAAGGAGAUCAACUGGCUCCUGGUGGGCUUUGGGCAGCAGACCUGCCUGCCUGUGAACCCUCGCUGCAGCCAGUGCCUCAACCAAGACAUCUGCCCAGCUGCCAAGAGACCCUGAGGGAUCAUCCAGCCUUUGGAGAGCCACCAAGCUGCUUGGGCUGAGUCCUGCUAAAGCUGGGCCUGGCACAGGGCUGGCAGUGUGACUGCAGGGGACAGCAGCCUGCUGCAGCAGCCCCAGGGAGCAGCCACUGGCAAUGGCUCAGCUCUCCAGAGGAAAAAGGGGCUUUGAGAGGCAGCAAUCCUGCUGGGACAGAGCUGAAGGCUCCAGCCUGGUGAAUGGCUGAGCAUGUGCCAGCUGUGCCACACUGAGUCACUGGAGAGGAAAGCUUUGUGCUCAGGGACUUGCUGCUGCUUGUAAAUACUCGUUUAAUAAAGGUGGUGAGGGGUUUUUUUGCACCCACGA
Molecule: messenger RNA, 1212 nt
Organism: Parus major (Great Tit)
Lineage: Eukaryota; Metazoa; Chordata; Aves; Passeriformes; Paridae
Gene: NTHL1
Product: nth like DNA glycosylase 1
Exons: 6
Coding region: 1-867 (288 amino acids)
Biological process (GO): base-excision repair, AP site formation; nucleotide-excision repair; base-excision repair
Cellular component (GO): nucleus
Molecular function (GO): DNA-(apurinic or apyrimidinic site) endonuclease activity; 4 iron, 4 sulfur cluster binding; DNA binding
Source: RefSeq, a predicted model, not a curated record